AAGAAAAUUCAAAUAAGCAGACACAAAUCACGUCAGCUGAGGUCCUAUACAAACACUACAACCACUAGGGAGUGGCAACUACCUUUCUUCAUAAAGUUGAAUUGUAUACUCAUGUCCUUGUAUAGAAAUAUAGGAACCACAGCAGAGGGUUUUUGAUAUAAACGACCCCACGUAACUCACUCUAUUUGUGUAUUUCUAUGUGCACCGGGGUCAAGGUGCAUCACAUCGUUGUCAGGAAGCAGAAUAGAGGGGGAGCUGAGCCAACAUCUGUUGUUAUUGUCUGCGCUGUAUCCUCUCCCUGUCUGACAGUCCUUUUAGCCGACCAGAGGACUGCUUUCUCUGUGUAGGUUGACGUCUGUUCCCCGGCGGAUGAAUGGCAAUGACGGUAGCGAGAGCGGUGGCAGCGGGCGGCCCGGCGUCUUUGUCCCGGUUCAGGGGAGCGCUGGUGGCGGCUGUGCUGGGGGAUUGUGUCGGCGGAGAGUUUGAAGGAGCGGAGGAGGUUCCCAUGGAGAGCGUGCUGCAGCAUCUCAGCAGCCUGGACGACGAAACCAAAGGGAAUGGUAUCCUUGAGUACAGUGAUGACACGGCCAUGGCGCGUUGUGUGGUCCAGUCUCUUCUCACCCGGGCCGGCUUCGAUGAGCGGGACAUGGCUCGCAGGUUUGCUAAGGAGUACAGUGCGUCCCCGGGUCGUGGGUAUGGAUCCGGAGUGAUCCAGGUGCUGAAGAAACUGUCCUCCCCUCAGCUCAGUGACGUGUACCAGCCGGCAAGAGACCAGUUUAACGGUCGAGGGUCCUUUGGGAACGGGGGAGCCAUGAGGGCGGCCCCCUUCGCACUGGCUUUCCCUGACCCAGCUGAUGUAAAAAAGUUUGCUCAUCGUGGUGCCAUGCUGACACACUCCUGCUCUCUGGGUUAUAACGGGGCAGUGCUGCAGGCAUUGGCUGUGCACCUCUCCCUGCAGGGGGCGCUGGACCUGCCCCAGAAAUUCAUCAGCACCCUGAUCACAGAGAUGGAGGACGUGGAAAGCAGCGAGGCGACACUCAACGACGCCAGAAUCCUAAAGGAAGCAGAGAAGCCGUUCUGUGAGCGCCUCCACAGAGUGAGCGACCUGAUGAACCGCAGCAAGGUCAGCAUCGAGGAGGUCAUUUCUGAACUGGGUAACGGCAUUGCAGCGCUCCACUCAGUCCCCACUGCCAUCUUCUGCGUCCUGCACUGCCUGCAGCCCCGAGAAUGCCUCCCAGAGAACUACGGUGGCCUGGAGAGGACAAUAGCGUACAGCCUUGCCUUGGGAGGGGACACAGACACCAUAGCCUGCAUGGCAGGGGCCAUAGCCGGGGCCCACUACGGCAUCGAGGCUAUCCCUCAGUCAUGGAUAAAGUGCUGCGAAGGGGCGGAGGAUGCAGACAUGAACGCAGAGCGGCUCCACAUGCUGUACCAGCAAACAUCAAAGGGGGGUGGGGCAGGGGAGCAGAGCUGUGGAGCUAAAAGCCAAUCAAAAGCUUCUAACGGCACAGAGAAGAAACCCAAAGCGGAGUGAUUUUCACUGAGUUUGACAAAAAGACUCUAGAACACACAUGUGUUGAUUUCAAAACUAUGACAAAAUAUGUAUCUUUAUCCCCACAUGACUAAAAGAAGACAAUGAUGAGACGCCACCGACGUCAUUAAAGACUAACUGUGACAAUAUCACCUUGCAAUAUUCAUGAAAACAAAUAUGUAGUUAAAAAAUAUAAACUUCACUAAAAUCUUUUUAUUAUAACUUCUACUUCUGUUCCCCUCCGUCUCUCUGAAAAACACACACAUACCACAUGCCCUGACACUUCUUUUCUGUCAGUCCUGACAGUUGUAAGUGCUACUAUAAGGCAUAAAGUUAAUUUACAAGUUGGAUUGGGUUUGGGUUAUUAUUUUAUAUUAUUAUUAUUAUUAUUUUUCUAUGUGAGGUGGUGCACAUUGGCUCUCAUUACGGCUGGAUGGAUUUAACUGACCCACAGUGCAGAUGAACCAAUGAACACAUUCAGUAGGAAUGGAGGCGGAGCUGUGCAUAUAAUCAUUAAACCUGUGUUAAUUAUCAGAAAAUGAUAAGAUAUAAUCUUCUGUGAACAAAGUUUAUCUAAAAUGACAGAAUCAUUGGUUUUGGCUGGACUAGAUUGACGGGAAUAGAGUAAAAGUUGCCUAAGUGUUAUGACUUUACAUCGACUAAAACUAUGAAGGCCAACUAUGAUGACUUAAAAACUAAACUAAAAAGCCACUUCGCCACUAUUCCUUCAAUUUUAAACUCAUGCUCAAGGUUAACCCAUAAAUAAACAUUUUGACUUGAAGUCUUCAGUAGUGGGGGGUUCCCUACGCCCACAGCCACUAAAGAUCGUCAAAGUUAAACACACAAGAUACAUAACCAGACAGAAUAUAUUACCUUUAUAAUAACUGUCAUAGAUACAGUUGGUGUGUGUAUGCAAGCCACACACACACACACACACACACUCCUGCUCUUUCCUGUUUUGUGUUGAACAGUCUUCUGUCUUGUGAAAGUUGCACUAUGGAUUGGCCAUGUCUCGUUUUAUCCUUUUGAUGGAUAACAAUUAUUGAAUAAACUUUUUUUUUGUAAAUUCA
Messenger RNA from Eleginops maclovinus (Patagonian blennie), 2601 nucleotides. It is a transcript of the gene adprs, whose product is annotated as ADP-ribosylserine hydrolase. Bases 374 to 1534 code for a protein of 386 amino acids. The transcript has 6 exons. The record is from RefSeq and is a predicted model, not a curated record. Gene Ontology annotation, cellular component: mitochondrion; nucleus. NCBI's taxonomy places the organism in Eukaryota, Metazoa, Chordata, Actinopteri, Perciformes, Eleginopidae.